Molecule: messenger RNA, 777 nt
Organism: Paramuricea clavata
Lineage: Eukaryota; Metazoa; Cnidaria; Anthozoa; Malacalcyonacea; Plexauridae
Source: the annotation of a GenBank genome assembly
AUGGAGGCUGAAGGUGCUAAAAUAUUGUGGAGCAGGUCUGUGGAACUUCACAAAAUUCGGUACAAGUGGAUGGUUUGUGACGGCGACAGUAAAGCCCAUGCUGCUGUUGAGGAUACAUAUGAUGAAUGCAAGGUUGAAAAGUUAGACUGUGUAGGACAUGUACAGAAGAGAAUGGGAAAACAUCUGAUGAAUCUUAAGUCAACUACCAAGGGCAAGCUUGCUGAUGGCGAAUCUAUCGGAGGACAAGGCCGCCUGACAGAGGUCAGGAUCAAGCGCAUCCAAAGAUACUACGGACUUGCUAUAAGACAAAAUACUUUAAAAAAGGCACACCCAACUGAAAGUGAAGUUAAUGUUGCUGUGUACACCAUGAAGAAAAAUAUUAUAGCUAUCCUUCAUCACUCCAUUCAGUCUAAAGACCUGGCUAAACAACAUCGCUUUUGUCCUGUUGGAGAGUCUUCAUGGUGCAAAUGGCAACAAGACAUUGCUACUGGAACGAACACCUACAAGCCAGAUGAUUGUCUACCAGGAGUGUUCUGUGAUUUGUUGAGUCCAACUUUUAUGACAUUGAGUGAGAGCAAGCUUCUUGAGCGAUGUGUGCGUGGUGCCACACAAAAUCGCAAUGAGUGUAUCAAUGCACUGGUAUGGGCUCGCUGUCCGAAGAACAAGCACCAUGGUGUCAAAUCUGUCCGUUGUGCUGUAGCCUCUUCCGUCUGUCACUUUCACAGUGGGGCAUCUUCUAAAGUAAGGGUGAUGGAAAGACUUUCCAUCCCAGCUGGA